Messenger RNA from Beta vulgaris subsp. vulgaris (sugar beet), 717 nucleotides. RefSeq lists its product as uncharacterized. The transcript is spliced from 8 exons. Bases 14 to 484 code for a protein of 156 amino acids. The record is from RefSeq and is a predicted model, not a curated record. Lineage: Eukaryota; Viridiplantae; Streptophyta; Magnoliopsida; Caryophyllales; Amaranthaceae.
UCUUGUGAAUAUUAUGAAGAGAUUUUCCCAGAUACCUUUUGCUGAUAAAGAAAAGAGGAGGCAUGACAACAUUCAGACAAUGAAAACUAAUUAUCAAAAGGAAGGAUACAAUAUCGACGUACAAAGCCUUGCUCAGGCAUGGAAGGUCAAGAGAUCCGAGGAGAUGCAACAAGAACUAGAUAAGCUAAAGAAUGAACUUGCUAAUCUCAAACUAAAGAAAAGUUAUUGGGAGAAUCCACAAAAUGUUGAAAGCAUUGAAAAGAUAAAGGAGAUGGAAGAAAGUCUACAGAAAUCCCUUCAAAGAGUUCGUCAACGCAAGAAAGAAAUAAUCAAGCAAGGAAAGCGGGCAAAUCAGACACUAGUUGAGCCGAAUAUUGAACCCUUCGAAGAGUAUCUGCCAGAAAUGCUUAGCGGAAAUGAUGAAAUGCUUGCAUGUUCAAGUAUCGUUUCGUCUGAAAAUCAAGAAUUUAGUUCCCGAAACUAAUUCCCACAGCCUACAAGUGUGAAAAAGCACAAAGACCUUAAGCUGGAUAAAUGCUAUUUUCAAUAAUCUUUUCAUAUGCAACUGAUCAAGUUAUUUAAUUUCCGAUGAACUGCAAAAUUUUCUUUCAUGGGUUAUAGUGGAUUGGAUUGUAGAAGACAACACCAUAUAUUAAUUUAUCAUCUUUAAUAUAAGGUACUACAUUUUUGUUCUAUUUAAAAUAAUAUAAAUUGAGA